Exophiala dermatitidis NIH/UT8656 is the source of this 3657-nucleotide messenger RNA. RefSeq names its product chitin synthase 4. Gene Ontology annotation, cellular component: cell septum; cell periphery. Gene Ontology annotation, molecular function: chitin synthase activity. The transcript has 2 exons. The record is from RefSeq and is a predicted model, not a curated record. The coding region runs from base 1 to 3657 and encodes 1218 amino acids. NCBI's taxonomy places the organism in Eukaryota, Fungi, Ascomycota, Eurotiomycetes, Chaetothyriales, Herpotrichiellaceae.
AUGGCAGAACCACGUAUGCCCCGGCCGGCGACUUCGCCAACCCGUGACAAGUCACAUUCACCGUACAGAGAGUCGCCUUCCCGCCGAUUGAGGGACGUCGAAACAGGUUACAACCCACCACAAAAUCCCCCAUACCCGCCGCAGCGAAACGGCACUGAGCCGUAUCCUCCCUCACCCAGCUCAAGGACGGCAGACUGGGAGCCGAUCAUGUCUAAUCCCAAUCCCAUGAGCCAAAGCGACCUCGGUCGAAAGAAGUCUCUCAUUCGUCCCGAACGCAACCGUAUUGACCGGGACCAUCCCAAUUACUACUACCGCAAACAUGCCGCAAACAUGGAAGUCCUUCCUUCCACCACCGGCAAUGACCCCGUGGUAGAGGAUCUGGCCGAGCACCGCACCGUGAGCUCGGGAAGCACCCAGCAAGACACCUCUAUCGAGGAGGAAGUUGUCGGCAAUCCGCAAAAGUCACGUAUGCCUGGGAAAUUGGAGCCUGUGGGUAAAAAGAAAGCGCCUCGCAAGCUGGUCAGAAAGGAUACGCGAAACUUGACUGAAGAAGAAAAGAGGAGACAGAAGGAACUUGACAAGAUCAAGCCUCCAAGUAUUUGGAACAUCUACUGUGCGGUGGUCACAUUCUGGGCUCCAGAUUGUCUCCUACAAUGCUUCGGUAUGCCUGCGAGGGCACAGCGGAGGGCAUGGAGAGAAAAGGUUGGGCUGAUCAGCAUCAUCCUUCUUAUCGCCGCCUUUGUCGGUUUCCUGACCUUUGGCUUCACACAAGCUGUUUGUGCAGCCCCGGGUCUGCGGCUCAAAAUCAACCAUGUCGACCGAGGCUAUAUGAUCUUUCAUGGUGGUGCUUACAAUCUGGACGGAUCCAUGCAUCCAGCUGCCCGUGGUAUUCCUUUGGACGCCAACGUGCUCUAUGACCUGCCCCACAAGUACGGUGGCCAGGACGGAAGUUUUAUGUUCCAAAAGGUCAAUGGCGCUUGCAAAGGUCUUAUCACGCUAGCUGAAGGGUCUGAUGUCCCUACCAAUUCCGACGGAGACCUGGCGUGGUAUUUUCCUUGCACGGCAUUCAACCAGGAUGGUUCGUCUGAGGUCAACCUGACCAGCCCAUACUAUCUUGGCUAUGCUUGUCAUACCACCGCUAAAGCAAGGAAUACGUUCUACAGCCUUAAGAAGGCCGGCGACGUGUAUUUUACGUGGGAUGACAUCAAGAACAAAAGCCGAAACCUUGCGGUGUAUUCCGGCUCUGUCGUGGAUCUGGAUCUCUUGAAAUGGUUCAACAAGAGUCAGGUCGCAUGGCCUCAGCAGUUUGACGACUUGCGAGAGAAUGGGCGGGUCCGUGGCAUGGACCUCACGCAUGUCUUGCAGUCGGCAACCGACAAACAGGUCGGUCGAUGUCUCACCCAGAUUGCGAAGGUCGGCUCCAUCGACACGGAGAGUGUUGGGUGUAUCGCAUCGAAGGUUGUGCUGUACGUCUCAUUGGUUUUCAUCCUCGCCAUUGUCGCUGCCAAAUUCUUCCUCGCUUUGGCGUUCCAGUGGUUCCUCGCUCGGCGCUUUGCGGCGGCCAAAACUUCUCAGACGUCUGAUCCGAAGAAACGAGCCAAACAAAUCGAAGACUGGACCGACGAUAUCUACAAGCCUGCGCCGAAAAUCACGGACCCUGCAAGUACGGUUACCGGAUCUGACGGACGAACCAGCAAACGUGGCAGCAUGUUUCUCCCUCAGACAUCUCGUUUCACCAGUCCGUAUGCCGUCGAUCGAAGAAGCAGUCGACCUCCUCCAACCACGAUGACGAGUCAAUCAUCCAAUGCGAAAUUGCUGCCUGGCGGCAACCCGUACAAAUCCGGUUUUAACAGCAGUCAGAAUACUCUUGACCUGCACUCCAGGAUGAGUGUUGGUGCUAGUAGAUCCAGCUUACUCCUGUCCGGGCAGGAAACUAGGUAUUCGGCCGUCAUGGACAAUCUGGAUCCGAAUGGCCCUGUGGGUUUCAUUCACGAAAACGUGGUUCCCCAACCACCUCCAGAGUGGCAACCUUUUGGAUAUCCCCUCGCUCAUGUCAUCUGUUUGGUCACGGCCUACUCGGAGGGUGAAGACGGGAUUCGCACCACGCUGGAUUCGAUCGCCACUACAGAUUACCCGAACAGCCACAAAGCCAUUCUUGUUGUCUGUGACGGUAUGAUCAAAGGAAAAGGCGAAGCUCAAUCCACCCCAGACAUUGUUCUCGGCAUGAUGGGCGAUUUUGUGAUCGCUCCCGAGGACGUCCAGGCUUUCUCGUACGUGGCUGUGUCAAGCGGUGCCAAGCGGCACAACAUGGCCAAAGUGUAUGCCGGAUUCUACGACUAUGGCCCAAAGUCCAGAAUCGACCCGACCAAGCAACAACGAGUGCCCAUGAUGGUGGUUGUCAAAUGCGGAACUCCAGACGAGGCCACCAAGAGCAAACCCGGCAACCGAGGUAAACGUGACAGUCAGAUCAUUCUGAUGUCCUUCUUGCAGAAGGUCAUGUUCGACGAAAGAAUGACCGAACUGGAAUACGAAAUGUUCAACGGUCUGUGGAAGGUGACAGGCAUGUCGCCCGAUUUUUACGAGAUGGUGCUCAUGGUGGACGCCGAUACGAAAGUCUUCCCGGACAGUUUGACUCAUAUGGUAUCGGCCAUGGUCAAAGAUCCCGAGAUCAUGGGUCUCUGUGGCGAAACCAAGAUUGCCAACAAGAACGCUUCUUGGGUGUCACGGAUCCAGGUGUUUGAGUACUUUAUUUCUCAUCACCUGUCGAAAUCUUUUGAGUCCGUCUUUGGCGGUGUCACUUGUCUUCCUGGUUGCUUCUGCAUGUACCGGAUCAAGUCGCCCAAAGGUGGUCAGAACUACUGGGUUCCCAUCCUGGCCAAUCCCGACAUUGUUGAGCAUUACUCGGAGAAUGUGGUCGACACUCUUCAUAAGAAGAAUCUGCUGCUUCUGGGCGAGGAUCGAUAUCUGUCCACUCUGAUGCUGAAGACGUUCCCUAAAAGAAAACAAGUCUUCGUGCCUCAGGCAGUGUGUAAGACCACCGUGCCCGACGAAUUCAAGGUUCUUCUGUCUCAACGUCGACGAUGGAUCAACAGUACGGUGCACAACCUGAUGGAACUCGUGCUGGUGCGGGAUCUUUGCGGGACCUUCUGCUUCAGCAUGCAGUUUGUGGUGUUUAUCGAACUGAUUGGCACUCUGGUUCUCCCCGCCGCCAUUUCGUUUACUUUCUAUCUCAUCAUCAUCUCGAUCGUCAAGAAACCGGUUCCGGUCAUCCCAUUGGUCCUGUUGGCCCUCAUUCUUGGACUUCCCGCGAUUUUGAUCGUCUUGACCGCUCACCGUUGGUCGUACAUUCUUUGGAUGGGCAUCUACCUCCUGUCAUUACCUAUCUGGAACUUUGUUCUUCCAGCUUAUGCGUUCUGGAAGUUUGAUGAUUUCAGUUGGGGUGAGACUCGAAAGACGGCUGGGGAGAAGACUAAGAAGGCCGGUUUGGAAUAUGAAGGAGAAUUCGACAGUAGCAAGAUCACCAUGAAACGAUGGGGAGAUUUUGAAAGAGAACGGCGAGCUCAGGCGAACGGAAGUGUUUGGAACCAGCAACCUCCUACGCGUCCACCGAGCGGUUACGGUUCUAUGCAUGGGUUCGAACCCUACCGUGACUAUUGA